Messenger RNA from Emericellopsis cladophorae, 1227 nucleotides. Its product is annotated as ZIP metal ion transporter. Gene Ontology annotation, cellular component: membrane. NCBI's taxonomy places the organism in Eukaryota, Fungi, Ascomycota, Sordariomycetes, Hypocreales, Bionectriaceae. Gene Ontology annotation, biological process: transmembrane transport; zinc ion transport. The coding region runs from base 1 to 1227 and encodes 408 amino acids. The record is from RefSeq and is a predicted model, not a curated record. The transcript is spliced from 4 exons. Gene Ontology annotation, molecular function: metal ion transmembrane transporter activity.
AUGGGUGGCCUCAUAGUAUUGCUCGCGUUGAGCGUGGUCAUGGCCGCGGCAUCUUUCUUGGCUGGCGCUGUCCCAUUAACCUUUACGCUGACCUCGUCGCAGCUCCGGCUCUUGUCGGCGCUGGGCGUGGGUGUUUUGGUCGGCACCUCCAUGAUCGUCAUCAUCCCAGAAGGCAUUGGCGCUGUCGCAUCCCCAAGCGAAGGAGUGCACACCCACAGGAUUCGAUCUGUUGCCGAGAGGAGCCCGUGGGAUCUGGGUGUUGGCUUGGGCGUACCGCUGCCCAAAGUGCGCUUUGCGGAGCCGGCUGUCGAUAUUGCCAGCGAAGCAGAGGCCAUGGCGUUGCGCAGCGACGCCCACGACGAUCACGAUCAUGAGCACGACCAUAUGCACGAGCAUGAUCAUGAGCAUGAGCAUGAGCAUGAGCAUGAGCAUGAGAAUGAGAAUGAGCACGACCACGCCGACGGCGAGGAACAUGACCAUGCCGAAUUCCCAUCCUUUCAAGUUGGCUUAUCGCUUAUUCUCGGGUUCGUCCUCAUGUUCCUCAUCGAUCGCCUGCCGCAGCACGCCUCCUCUUCACGAAACAGCGUCCCAGCGACUCUGCACGUCUCACUGGAAAACCUCAAUGGCAAUGCGCCUGGCUCGCCGACUGCAUCGAGCAACGACGUCGAGGCAACGUCUGGCGGCUCACCUCCCGCUCGCAGCAUGGCGACGACACUGGGACUUGUCAUCCACGCGGCAGCUGAUGGCAUCGCCAUGGGUGCCAGCUCCACAACGGAGGACACCAAGCUGAGUCUCGUCAUCUUCUUUGCCAUCAUGAUCCACAAGGCACCUGCAGCGUUUGGCUUGACGAGCGUGCUUUUGCACCAGGGGCUUUCCAAGCGAGCGGCUAGGGCGCACCUCAUGGUGUUCAGCUUGGCUGCCCCCGUCGGGGCCCUUGCCACGUGGAUGCUCGUUACCAUGUUGGGCGGUGGCGGCGGCGGCGAGGACUCGAACUGGUGGACUGGCAUGCUGCUGCUGUUCUCCGGCGGCACAUUCUUGUAUGUGGCCAUGCAUGCGAUGCAAGAGAGUGAACACGGCGGACAUGAAAGCCACGGUUCGAAUGGCUACACGAGUAUUGGAGGCCAAGCGCACGAGAAACCCCAGGGUCCGCAGAUGAGGGACACUCUUGUGACCAUGGUUGGCAUGCUUUUGCCUCUGCUCACACAGUUUGGUCAUCAUCAUCAUUGA